GGUCGUCUUCGUCUUCCCUAAUUCUCCGAUCCAACAGAAGCAAAAUUCAAGGAGAAAGGAUCGCGAAACCCUAAUUUAUUCAUUUCUAUCGCAAGCGGUGGGCAUGUCGUCCAAGUCGCUGCCCUACUCAAUGAAGGAUGUCGACGACUACGACAACGCCAAGUUCCGCUACCGAUCCCCUUUCAAGGUAAUUACUCAGGCAUUGUCUACAAGUAGCAUCACACAUGACUGUGGAAGAUUUACUGUAGGGAAGUUUCUAAUAUUAUUGAUGAUUGUUGGGUUAACAUGCUUAAUGGUAGUGGGUAGAGGAUCUAGUCCUGCUUCUAAUGGGCUCUCUGGUGGUCUUUCUAGUGGAGAAAAUAAGCAUGAAAGUGGUGCUAAAUUUGGAAGAUUUUGGAGAAAGCCACCUAGGCUUCCACCAAGGCUGUCUCCGGAUGAAGUUCGUAAUGUUAGUUUCAAACUAGAGCAAGACAAGCUAUCUUCCAGGUCGGAAUGGACAUCUCGGCAAGCUAAGGUUAAGGAGGCAUUCAUCCAUGCUUGGUCUGGAUAUAGCAAGUAUGCAAUGGGCUAUGAUGAGCUUAUGCCUGUGAGCCGAAGAGGUGUUGACGGUCUAGGAGGCCUCGGUGCUACUAUUGUGGACUCCCUAGAUACAGCCAUCAUAAUGGGUGCUGAUGAAGUUAUUUCUGAAGCUGGAAUGUGGAUAGAGAAACACCUUAUGGAAAGAAUUAACGCAAAAGGGCAGGUCAAUUUAUUUGAAACCACCAUACGUGUUUUAGGUGGCCUUCUUAGUUCUUAUCAUUUGUGUGGGGGAGACCAAAGCUCCAUAUCCAAUAACGACAUACCCAUAAUGGCUAAGGGCAUUAACUCCACAGUUAUAUUAGAAAUUGCUAAGGAUUUGGCUAACCGUCUUUUAUCUGCUUUUACUUCCAGUCCAACAUCUAUUCCUUUCAGUGAUGUUGUUCUUCACGAUCGUUCUGCUCAUCCAGCUCCUGACGGCUUAAGUAGUACUUCAGAAGCUUCAACGUUACAGCUUGAAUUCAAUUACCUCAGUAAAGUAUCAGGUGAUCCAAAGUAUGGGCUAGAAGCAAUGAAGACACUUGAACAUUUAAGGACACUUCCCAAGGUGCAAGGUCUGGUGCCUAUCUACAUCAGCCCUCACACUGGCCAGUUCAAUGGCGAAAAUAUUCGGCUGGGAUCUCGUGGUGACAGCUACUAUGAGUAUUUACUUAAAGUUUGGAUUCAGCAAAAGAAUAAUCAUAAUAGUCAGGUCAAGUAUUUAUAUGAGAUGUAUGAGGAAGCAAUGAAAGGUGUCCAUCACCUUCUUGUUAAAAAGUCCAAGCCCAAAGGAUUGGUUUUUGUUGGGGAGCUUCCCUAUGGCCUAAAGGGUUCCUUCAGCCCGAAAAUGGACCACCUGGUGUGUUUCCUUCCUGGUACUCUUGCCCUUGGUGCAACUAAAGGUAUUUCUAAGAGAAGAGCCAUUGAAAGUGGUCUGCUAAGUGAUCAAGAUUUGAAGAAUUUAAAACUUGCUGAAGAUCUGGCAAAGACAUGCUAUGAAAUGUAUUCCGUGACUUCUACUGGCCUUGCUCCUGAAAUUGCUUACUUCCAUUUUGAGGGUUAUUCAGAAGGUGGCUUAGAUGGUGGAAACAAAAGCUCCGAGUAUAUAGAUGAUAUAAUAAUUAAACGCAAUGAUCGCCACAAUCUUCUACGUCCUGAAACUGUGGAAUCACUAUUUGUAUUGCAUCGGAUAACUGGUGAUCCAAAAUAUCGUGAGUGGGGCUGGCAGAUCUUUGAGGCUUUUGAGAAAUAUACAAAGAUAGAUUCUGGAGGUUACAGUUCUCUGGAUGAUGUCACUACAUUGCCUCCGCAUAAGAGAGACAAGAUGGAGACAUUUUUCUUGGGGGAAACUUUGAAGUACUUGUAUUUGUUAUUUGGAGAUGACAAUGUCAUACCCCUGGAUAAGUAUGUUUUCAAUACAGAAGCACACCCUUUCCCUCUUAGCUGAUCUACAGAGUAGGUCUAAUACUGCGACUACACGGAUAUCUCCUUGUAACAAGCUUAAGGAAACCCCAUUAUCUGAACCAGAAGAUAAAUUGAGCGUUCCACACUGCAAAAAGGAAUUUCAUACUUAUUUUUCAAGUUUGUAGCUUGGAGUUCAUGCAACUGGUCAAAUUUCUCAUUCUAUCUGGAGUCUUUCUACAUUAAUGAACACCGAAGAACUGUAAACAUCAAUUUUGACUUUUUCUCAUUUUGUAAUCAUACACAAGUUCUUUUAUGUAUCAUCCUUUGAGGUAGAGCUGCCAGUAAUUAUUGAUAUGGCAGAUAUUUUAUUAGUCCGCCGAUACAAAGAAAGAGUAGACUAUUUCCUCUAGUUAAGGUUUCCAAGAGAAAGAAUCUCAAUGUGUUUAUCAAGAAGAGUCAGAUGUAACUGAUAAUGAAUUUCCAGUAAUUGCUGGAAGUGUAGUGAAAUAAUUACAAAAAUGUUACAAUUUC
Asparagus officinalis (garden asparagus) is the source of this 2490-nucleotide messenger RNA. RefSeq names its product mannosyl-oligosaccharide 1,2-alpha-mannosidase MNS3. Gene Ontology annotation, biological process: carbohydrate metabolic process; N-glycan processing. Bases 104 to 2002 code for a protein of 632 amino acids. Gene Ontology annotation, molecular function: mannosyl-oligosaccharide 1,2-alpha-mannosidase activity; calcium ion binding. The record is from RefSeq and is a predicted model, not a curated record. Gene Ontology annotation, cellular component: endosome; endoplasmic reticulum; trans-Golgi network. Lineage: Eukaryota; Viridiplantae; Streptophyta; Magnoliopsida; Asparagales; Asparagaceae. The transcript has 6 exons.